AUGAAGACCAUCAUCACACUUGGAGUGUGUCAAGCAGCUUCUCUUGUGAAUCCUUCCAAUUAUCCCAAAAUUAAUUCAAUUAGUACUGUGGAUGGUUUUUCACUCUAUUUCAAAGUCAAUUCGAGUGAUUCGUCCAUUGUUGAUUUUGCAAUCAUUGUCAAGGGUGCAGCGAAUGGAUGGGCAGGUUUAGGAAUUGAUCCUGGCACUACUGGAAUGACCAAUGCUGACACUGUUAUGGCUCGAUUUGUGAAUAAUAAGAUUGAAAUUGCUGACAUGUUCAUGACAGGUAUUGGAAGUGCUCCUAUUCAAGAUACAAUUGAUAAUUUACUCGAUAAAGAUGGUGGAGUGAGUAAUGGAGAUUUACAUGUGAAAUUUUCUAGAAAGAUCAAUACUGGAGACACGGCACGAGAUAAAAUCAUUCGAAAUGAAACGAUGAAAUUUAGUUAUGCAUUUUCCACAACUUCAAAUUCCUUCUCUUCUGCUCAUGACGGAAAUACGAGAGGAACGUUUACAACUAAUUUAUUGCAAUAUGUGGGAACGAAUACGACCUCAGGAAAUCCAAAUACUCCGAAUAUUAAUUCGACACCAAAUUAUGUCAAUUUCCAUUUAAUUGUGACAGGUGCUGUGUUUUUCACAGUGUUGAGCAUUGGAUUAGUUUUCACAUUUUUACCAAUUAUGGCAAAACCAAAUGCCUUCACGGACUUGUUGUUGUAUCGAAGAUUUUGUCCUCUCAUUAAGAAUCGAUACAUUGGAAGUGUGCUAAACCCAUUACUCGAGUUAACCAUUGGUGAAGUUCUUCUCGUUGUGACGUAUUGGUUAAUAUUAAGCGUUUGGGCUAUUUAUGGAGGUGUCAAUGCGACAAGUUUUCCAGUUGGACGAGCAUUUGCAUAUGUAAAUGUUUGGAAUUUCAGUUUAAUUCUAUUUCCAGUGAGCCGAUAUUCAGUCUUGUUGGCACUUUUUGGAAUUUCAUUUGAACGAGCUGUCAAGUAUCACAAAUGGAUUGGAAGAUCGACCUUCUUUUUUGUGACGUGUCAUUUUAUUGCCAUGUUGGUAGAAAAUGCAGUGUUAGGAAAUGCUGCUUAUUUGUGGUCCAUGAGUUCGAUGAGUUAUCCAUUAUUGGGAUUUAUUGCUUGGUGUUUGUUGGGAAUUUUAGGAUUAAUGACAUUUGAACCUAUUCGAAGAAAAGUUUGGGAAUUAUUUUACUAUUCACAUAUUAUUCUUGCACUGUGUGUGGUAGCUCUCGUUAUUGCUCACGGAAGAGGAUGGGUUAUGACACUUCCAUAUAUGGCAUGUAGUAUUUUACUAUUCUUGUUCGAUUUGAGUUUUCGAUGGAUCUUUGGUUUUGGUGUGCCAACUAAAUUAGUGAGCAUGAAAUACGAUGAACAAGCAAAAGUCACUGUUUUGACCUUCCAAAAACGAUUCAUGACAUUUUUGAAUAUUGGCGCAAAUAUGAAUGCAGGUGGUUUUGUGUUUGUAUACAUUCCUAGAGUGAAUCCAUUCGGUUAUCAUCCAUUCACGAUGAGUAGUUGUAAGAAAUUACAAGAAAAUUCUGUCUAUGAAUUCACUUGUCAUGUUCGAAAUCAUGGAAAGGGAUAUUCGAAACGAUUGGCAGAAUUGGCAAAGAAAAUUGAAAGUGGCAAUGAACGUGCCGAGAAUGUGAGUGUUCGAGUAGAGGGUGUUUAUGGAAAUUUAUCGAUACCUCUUCGUAGCUAUGAAACUGUGGUUUUGAUUGGAGGUGGAAUUGGAGUCACUUUUGUGAAUUCAGUAUUGGAAGGAAUUAUUCAGAGAGAAGAUCACAAAAUUCAAACAGUACAUGUUUGGUGGUCAUUGAGACAACCUGCCAUGAUUGAUUUAUUCCCACUAUUGAGAGACGACGUAAAUGCGUCAAUCAAGAAGCAAUUUUUCAUAACUUCACAACAAACAGAAAUGAGUGAGCAAAAGACUUCUGCUUCAUGUAAUCAUGCAGUGAUGGGCAAGAUGGAUGUGAAAAAGUUAUUAGAAUCCCUCAAACAACAAGACUCGUCCAAGGAGAGAAAUAUUGGAGUGUUUGUUUGUGGAACACAUCAUUUGAUUGUGGAUGUCUUAAAUACUGCUCGAGAAUUGAGUGAUUUCCAAACAAGAUUCCAUGUACACAAAGAAACAUUUGAAUUGUAA
Molecule: messenger RNA, 2154 nt
Organism: Naegleria lovaniensis
Lineage: Eukaryota; Heterolobosea; Eutetramitea; Acrasida; Naegleriidae
Exons: 1
Coding region: 1-2154 (717 amino acids)
Cellular component (GO): plasma membrane
Molecular function (GO): oxidoreductase activity
Source: RefSeq, a predicted model, not a curated record